AUGACUGUAGUCAAACUUAGUCAGAGUGGACCGGCGGCAAGCGCUGACACUGGGACUGAGGUUAAGCCUAGCCCCAGUACAUCGGCACCUCCUGCGGUGGUUAUCGGAACCAGACCAAUUAGUCGACGUCCUGUGGCUAUGCGGAGAGCUGGUGAAGAGACUGCCACAGGUAGCACCGAGGCCAGUGCUCCUGCCGGAAAAUGGCCGACAGUAAGGAUCACUGAUCCAACUAAAGCAGGGUACCUGGAGAGGCGUAAUGCCGCCAGGAUACUCAAAAGGCUGCACGAAUCUCCACCAACAACGGAGGAGCUGACGAAGGAGGUAAGGGAGUCGAUAGAGUGGGCGAAGAAGGUUCUUCCUAACUUCACCCUCGAAAGGCCAACCACAUCGUCAGCUGCCACCAAAAGACAGAGGUCUACUGAAGAGGUUAAACCGUCAGCGAAAAGACCGAAAAAUCGAGGCAUAUCGCCUAAUAAAACGUUUGCGGAAGUGGCCCGCAAUCGCAUCAUCAUUGGUGUCCUGGAUGAGGGUGAUCCCGAAGGAAGAAUUCCCAGAGCCCAAUGGAAAUGGGUGCAGGCCGCUCUGACCAACGUAACGCUGGAAGUGCUACUAAGCAAUCCAGGUCCGCCCCCAUCAUGCACUGACGCUGGCUGGUACCAAGGCCAGAUUAAAAUUAUAGCCUGCGACGACGAAAGAUCGGUGGAGCUAUACAAGACUGCAAUAGCGAAGAUCGGGGAAGUCUACUCUGGAGCGAAGCUGGUGGUAGUAGACAAAAAAGACAUCCCGUCUCGACCGAGGGCACGAGUUUGGGUCCCUACACCCUCUGACCCACAGCAAGUCAUGCAGAUAAUAAGUGCAUGCAACCCAGGCCUUCCUACGGGGAGCUGGAAAUUUGUCAAGGCCUUUGACAAUACCGUAACAGUAGACGGUGUGGUGACGAAACGUGCCACAACGCAAGUAUGA
Molecule: messenger RNA, 963 nt
Organism: Anastrepha ludens (Mexican fruit fly)
Lineage: Eukaryota; Metazoa; Arthropoda; Insecta; Diptera; Tephritidae
Exons: 2
Coding region: 1-963 (320 amino acids)
Source: RefSeq, a predicted model, not a curated record